Molecule: messenger RNA, 1625 nt
Organism: Chara braunii
Lineage: Eukaryota; Viridiplantae; Streptophyta; Charophyceae; Charales; Characeae
Source: the annotation of a GenBank genome assembly
UGGGCAUUUCGAAUGACUCUUUAUGCCUUUUGGCCUUACAAAUCGGCCACGUUCCAAGCGGCUAUGACAACGGAGUUCUGACACAUGCUGGAUAGAUUUAUACUCAUCUACCUCGACGAUAUCUUGGUGUACAGUCGGAGUUUGGACGAGUAUGUGGAGAACCUGCGCACCGUUUUGGAACAGCUACGACAAGCCAAGUACAAAGCCAACCGCCACGAAUGCAAAUUCGCACAGCAAGAGCUCGAGUACUUGGGCCAUUUUGUGACGCCGCAAGGCAUCCGUGCGCUUGCGGACAAGAUCGAGGUCAUCCGCGUAUGGCCCGAGCCCACCAACACCACAAACAUUCGCUCAUUCAUGGGGUUGGCGGGCUACUAUCAAAGCUUCAUCACCGGGUACUCAAGGAUUGCCGCACCAUUGACGAGAUUACAAUCGCCAAAGGUGCCAUUCGUAUUCCAUGACGACGCGCGCCGAUCAUUCCAAGCACUCAAGACGGUCAUGCUCAUGGCACCCGUCCUUAGCAUCUACGACCCCACCUUGCCAACGAGAGUGACAACCGAUGCCUCCAACUAUGGUAUUGGGGCAGUCUUGGAACAAAAGGACGGCGACGACUCGCAUCCCGUGGAGUACUUCAGCCACAAGGUGCCUCCAAGGAAGGAGCUGCUCGCGUUCGUAAUGGCUCUCCAGCGAUGGCCGCACUUCCUCCUUGGGCGUCGUAGGUUCGCAUGGGUCAUGGAUAACAACCCGUUGACCUACUACAAAACUCACGAUACGGUGAGCAGCCCUAUCGGGCGAUGGAUGUACUUCACCGACCAAUUUGCCUUCACACCGAAAUAUAUCGUCGACCUCUCCAAUCGUGCAACUGAUGCACUCUCACGAAAACCCGAUCUUUGCGCAAUGAUACAUCAUGCCUUCACAUUCGACGAGGAACUUCAGCGGCAUUUCAUUCGGGGUUACCAGUCCGAUCCGGAUUUCGCCACGCUAUAUGCACAGCUAUCUUCGGAUCACCCGUCGGCCAGCCAUUAUCGCAUCGUCGACGGGUAUUUGCUUCUCCACUCGCGAGGCAAGGACUUAUUGUGUGUCCCACGAGACUGUCGUCUUCGGACUCGCCUUCUCGGCGAGCACCACGACUUGCAACUCGCCGUCCAUUUCGGAGUUAAACGGACUAUCGCACGACUUCGACAACGAUUCCGGUGGCCCGACCUCAUUACCGAUGUCACUCGAUAUUGCGACUCUGGCGAAGUUUGUCGUCGAAGCAAGCCCCGCAAGCGCAAUCCCUACGGCGAGUUGCGCCCGUUGCCCAGCCCAUGGGAACCCGACCUCUCCAUUGUUAUGGACGUCACCGGUCCGUUUCCCCACGACCGCCUCGGGCACGAUGGCAUCCUCACGGUCGUUGACCGAUUGAGUAAAUACGCGCGAUUUCUCCCUUGCAAGUACUACGCCACGGCUCCCAAAACUGCGCGCCUCUUGCACACCGGCUGGAUUUGCAGCCACGGUGUACCGGAAGACAUCGUUAGCGACCGUGACACUCGUUUCACGUCGGCGUUCUAGACUUCUCUCAUGCAGGAAUCCGACAGCAAGAUGAAACCAAGUUUGGCUCGGCAUCCACAAACGGAUGAGCAAACAGA